This is a messenger RNA of Fonsecaea pedrosoi CBS 271.37, 1224 nucleotides long. RefSeq lists its product as uncharacterized. The coding region runs from base 1 to 1224 and encodes 407 amino acids. NCBI's taxonomy places the organism in Eukaryota, Fungi, Ascomycota, Eurotiomycetes, Chaetothyriales, Herpotrichiellaceae. The record is from RefSeq and is a predicted model, not a curated record. The transcript is spliced from 3 exons.
AUGCUAAUCGAGUUUGGCCAGGAAACUUCGGAAUCGCCUAUCCCAAAAAGCCUUCCGCGAAAGAUAUAUGUGACGGAACUCGAAAAACGGCUUCAGAUCGCCGAAAAGCCAGAUACAUCCCGAAUGGUGGCGCUUGAGGAAGAAAAUCGCGUUUUGCGCGAUCAGCUGCUGGAGUGUCGCAAGAAGCUUCGGAGCACCCAGGCGACUUUAGAGGGUGCAUCCGCCGACAUCACAGGCGUACUUUACGAGAAGCCAUCACCUACAGCAGAUUGCUUAAGGCUAGGCUCAGACGUCGACAAGUCGGAGCUUGAUGUGCCAAGAGAUGGAGAAGCGGAUAAAUGUAUCGAGGAUUCUGUCUACUCUCGUAGACUGGACUUCGGUUGCGAUGUCCAACAGGUCGAUAGCUCACUUAUAUCACCGACAACAGACAUAACGUUGCCGCAAACUGACAACCGUAUAUCGGACCUUGGACCGGUAGAGAUCAUCCGCCGCAAUGAGGACCCGACUACCCUUCCGGAUAUUUCUUCCACACUGUUCCCAGACCUGCUUCAUGAUCUCACAUCUUCCGGGAAUGGGUUUGGCUGCUUUCAGCAAACAGACUCGGGGAAAGAGGUCUGUUUGGUAAACCGAUCAUCCGCAAAUACCGAAUUCCAUCUCAACAGCUACGAAGCAAUACUCUCCGGAGCCAACUCAUCAUACUCUGCUUACAUUAUCGCGUUCGAAUCCUGUAUCAAGAGAAAAUGGAAUGAAAUGAAAUAUCAGCUGUACGAUGACAUGGAUAGCCUUCGCUCCUCUGUAGACCUCAUGUUGUCAGCAUUGGUAUGCUCGAUGUGGCCGCUAAUAAUGAGCUUCUAUACCUAUACGGGUGCUCACAUCCGACUUGGAGAGCUGACUUUGCGGCGGAUCAACGCAAGCCUAGAGACGUCCGCCGAUCUCGACCUAUCUUACCGACCGAGUCUCCUUCAACAGUCGAGCUUACACGCUGCGAUCAUCGACUGCAUAACGUUUCCAUCUCUAAGAGAUCGGAUUCUAAUUGCGUAUACGGACGAGCACCUGGACCGCUUAGUCUGCGCCAUUGGUGACUCCUACGUUAUCCAAGUCGAUCUAUCGAAACUAGUCGAGGCUUCAUUCCAAAGCUGGGAUAUACAGGGCUAUGGGAUCUUCAGACUGCCGCAGCUUCGCAAAGUGCAUCGAGAGAGGAUAGCCCUUUCCCUUCGACGCUGA